UGGGUUCAGUUAAACAGUGUUAGAUACGAUAGCGUUACUGACUUUGAUGGUGACACGUUAAAAAUGUUUAAUUACGAGCACACUAUCAUGGUGUUGGACAUGUAUUAUGGAAUUGUCAAACGUCAAAUUCUUCAUUAUCAAAGCUGUAUAACUGGUCUCUUUCCUCAAGUAUCUACUGAUAAGACUGUUGGAAGCGUCAGGGAAAGUAUAUACUGUGCUGCUGCUAUUUGGAGUUUGUAUCAGGCCUAUAGACGUAUAGAUGACGAUCGAGGAAGAUCUUACGAACUUGGACAAUCCGCGAUUAAGUGUAUGCGAGGAAUAUUGGAGUGCUGGAUGAAACAGUCUGCCAGAGUAGAAUUAUUCAAGAAAAAUCAAUGCAAUCGCUUUGCUCUACACUGUAAAUUCCAUUUAGAUACUGGAAAUGAGAUAUUUAAAGAUGAGCAUUACAAUCACUUGCAGAUCGAUGUCGUGUCUUUAUAUUUAAUUUUUCUGGUACAAAUGAUCUCAUCCGGAUUACAAAUUAUUUAUACACAAGAUGAAGUAGCUUUUGUUCAGAAUCUAGUUUACUAUGUUGAAAGAGCGUAUAGAACACCGGAUUACGGCAUGUGGGAGAGAGGCAGUCGAUACAACGAUGGCACACCGGAAAUACAUGCUAGCUCAAUUGGUAUGGCUAAAAGUGCACUCGAAGCCAUUAAUGGAUGUAAUCUUUUUGGCGAAAAGGGAGCAUCUUGGUCAGUUAUAUACGUUGAUAUAGAUGCUCAUAAUCGCAAUCGCAGUAUUUUUAAAACAAUGCUUCCAAGAGAAUCCAGUUCCAAAAGCGUUGACGUUGCCUUGCUACCAACCAUUUCAUUUCCGGCUUUUUCAACUCACGAGGAAGCUCUGUAUAAUGAAACAAAAGCCAAUAUAAUCAAACGAUUGAAAGGAAAUUAUGGUUUUAAGCGAUUUGCUAGGGACGGAUACAAGACCGUAUUGGAAAAUCCGGAAAACCGUUAUUAUAAAUCCGACGAGAUACAGGAAUUCGAUAAUGUGGAAUGUGAAUGGCCAUUGUUUUAUAUUUUUAUGAUCAUAGACGGAGUUUUUAAUACGUUGCCCGAACAAGUAACGGAAUAUCAAGCUUUGCUCACUGCUAGAUUGUCCAAAGAUUCUCACGAAGACCCUGUAGUUCCAAUGUACUAUUAUGUUCCUGAGGAUAGCAUCGAAGCCGUGAAGAGCGAUCCGGAAGGUGCGAUAAAAAUUUCAAGUGAUAUUGGCAAAGGCUGUAAAUCAGGGGAAGAGCAUAUUCCUAUCUAUUUAUGGAAUCAAGCAAUGUAUGUUAUUGCACAAUUACUUACUGCAAAUUUAUUGCAUAUCAACGAAUUGGAUCCAAUUCGUCGAUAUUUACCAUCGUAUAAUAGGCCAAGGAAAGUAGGGCGAUAUUCUGCUUUUCAGGAUACCCAUACUGAUCUUGUAGUACAAAUUGUUUUGAUCGCUGAAUCCAUGAGACUGCAAGCUAUGAUGGCCACAUACGGAAUACAAACUCAAACCCCCCAUGAAGUAGAACCUGUGCAAAUUCUUUCAUCGACACAAUUAAUCAAGGUUUAUCAAUGCCUUGGUGUAAAUAGUAAAUUAGAUCUUAAAGGCAGACCGGCAAGGCCAAUUGGUUCCUUGGGUACCAGCAAGAUAUAUCGGGUAUGUGGUAUGACAGUUCUUUGUUAUCCUUUAAUAUUCGAGGUAUCGGAAUUUUAUUUAUACCGUGAUUUGGCUUUACUUAUUGAUGACAUUAAAACAGAGCUACAGUUUGUCGGGAAAUACUGGAGAUUAUCGGGAAGACCCACCGUUUGCCUUUUAAUACGCGAGGAGCAUAUGAGGGAUCCACAGUUUAAGGGAAUGCUCGAUCUUUUUGCUAUGCUGAAAAAAGGAUAUUGCGAUGAGACGAAAGUGCGCAUCGGUAGACUUCAAAAUUUGAUAUCAUCGUCUUGUAUAGAACAUUUAGAUUUUAUCAAUACAAUGGAUACGGAUUUGGAAUUGAGCCAAUUUAAGCAGUUGGAACACGAUUAUAUCGGCUACCAAAGCUUAACCGAUGUCCCAAUAGUCCUUUCUUACGACGAAGAUUUAAAAGAUUUUUCCUUUUUUCAGAAUAUGAAAGACGAAUCUACCAGUAAUAUAAUACAUGCCAUUAGAAAUACUGAAGGUUUGUAUGGAAAAUGCCAGCUAUACGGCAUACUUUUGCAACGAGAGGGUGUGAAUUAUCAAAUCAAUGGUACAACAGUUGGGGAAACUUUAAGGUCAUUGUAUCAGCAGUCGGGAAGCCUUCGCCAUUGGAUGGCUGUGCGUUAUUGCAGUAGUUUAUUAAAUCAUACUGUCGAUAGUAUUAGUCCAUUUAUAACGGGUGUCCUCGUCAAAGGCAAACAAAUUGCCGUUGGUGUUAUUGGACACCAUGAAACUGUUUUCGACAAGCCCAUGACACCUGCCGAAAUUCAAUCGGUCAUGUAUUCCACCAUCCAGCCCCAUAAUAUUAUACAAGCUGUACUGCAGCAAGAAGUAUUGUUAUAUUGUGGUCGACUGAUCGGAACUAAUCCCGAAAUGUUUAAAGGAAUACUUAAAAUUCGAAUCGGAUGGGUUUUAGAGGCUAUGAAACGGUAUUUGCAAAUAUUUGGAAGAACUUCGAAGCCUUUGGAAAAUUACAGCCCUUACGAAAUACGUCAACUACUUAUAAAAGUCUUGACGGUAAAAGAUUGGGCAUUUAAGGAGAAUUUGUCAAUACUGGAAAGAAGAAAAAUUGAGGGUAGUCUGUGCAGAGUCCCAUCGCACUUUUACAAUCAGGUUUGGCAAGUACUUGAGAGAUGUUCGGGUGGUAUUUGUGUUAAUGGACAUCAAGUGCCACAGCAACCAACUUUGUCAAAAAUGACGCGAUCAGAACUUACUUUUGCUCUUCUUGUCGAAUCAAUACUCCACCAUAUAAAUAUUCCAGAAUAUCGUCAAAUUGUUAUCGAGCUUUUAAAUAUCGUUUCGACAAUUUUAUUGAGAAAUCCAGAAUUAACUUUUCAAAAACAGUUAAAUUUAAAUAAACUAGUUGAUGAUGCCUUUAUUAUAUUUUGCAAGGAUCAUUGUUUGGAAAGAACAAAAGACAUGACGCUGUUCUUCUCUGCAAAUUAUUCUCAUACAACAAGCUUUCUAUCUAGGGCAUUUGUAAAUAAUUUUCUCACAAGUGAUAGUGUUAAAAAUAUUUCGAAUACCGGGGGUAAUUUAGAAGUAAAUGAAAUAUGCAAGAUCACAUAA
This is a messenger RNA of Ceratosolen solmsi marchali, 3258 nucleotides long. RefSeq names its product probable phosphorylase b kinase regulatory subunit beta. Gene Ontology annotation, cellular component: phosphorylase kinase complex. Gene Ontology annotation, biological process: glycogen metabolic process. NCBI's taxonomy places the organism in Eukaryota, Metazoa, Arthropoda, Insecta, Hymenoptera, Agaonidae. Bases 64 to 3258 code for a protein of 1064 amino acids. The record is from RefSeq and is a predicted model, not a curated record. Gene Ontology annotation, molecular function: calmodulin binding. The transcript is spliced from 18 exons.